Messenger RNA from Camellia sinensis, 1446 nucleotides. NCBI's taxonomy places the organism in Eukaryota, Viridiplantae, Streptophyta, Magnoliopsida, Ericales, Theaceae. The record is from RefSeq and is a predicted model, not a curated record.
AUGAUGAGAGCACUGCUUUGCUCCAAUUUAUGCAACUCUUUUCCUUCAAUUGCUCUGCUUCUUUCAAUUGCUAUGAUCUUUCUGCUCCAAUCACUGAUAAUUGGAAAGAGGGUACAGAUUGUUGUGCAUGGGAUGGGGUCACAUGUGAUAACACCACUUCUCAUGUCGUUGGCCUCGACCUCAGUUGUAAACUGCCUAUAUGGUACCAUCCAUCCAAACAGCAGCCUCUUCAAUCUUGUUCACCUUCAACACCUCGACCUUUCUCUAAACAACUUCAAUCACUCUCAAAUUUUACCUUCAUUUGGCCGUUUCACAAAUUUGACCCAUCUAAACCUCUCUGGCUCCCAUCUUUCUGGCCCAAUACAAUCAUCAUCAAAAGAAGUCUGGCAAGGAAAUAACUUCUCCAAUAGCAUUUUCCACUUACAGAAAUUGCAAGACCUGUGGUUACGCGGUAACAGAGAAGAGAACUCACAGGGCGUUACAAAUUCCAUCGGCCAAUUUGAGUACUUGGAGCCGCUAUCCCUCGUUGACUGCAAUUUCUUUGGUACCAUUCCGACAUCCCUUGCAAACCUCACGCGAUUAAUUUCACUUGAUCUUUCAUACAACAAUUUUGAAGGCCCAAUUCCUCAACUUUUUUCCAAUUUCUCGCAACUUAAAGCUAUAUAUUUCUCAAACAAUCAACUAACAGGUCCCAUUCCCUCUUCCUUGUUUCAUCUGAACCUUACCUAUCUUGAUCUUUCGUCAAAUAAUUUAAGCAACACUGUUGAGCUGGACACGUAUGCAAAGCUUGAAUAUUUGGAUUCUUUGGAUCUUUCAAACAGUAGUCUAUCAUUGACCACCACCAACUCCACUCCCUCCUCUUUCCGAAACAUUACUACAUUACAAUUGUCAUCUUGCAACAUAAAUGAAGACCUCAAUCCACUCUGCAAUCUUCAUUAUCUUAUAUAUCUCAAUCUGUCCAAUAACCAAUUCGGCGGAUUAAUCCCUACCUGUUUGGGGAACUUCAGUGGAUAUUUAAUGGUGUUAAAUUUGCAGAGUAACAAUUUCAGUGGGACCAUCCCUCAAACUUUUGGAUAUGCAAGCCGGUUGCAAGACCUUGACAUUAGCAACAAUGGAUUGCAAGGGGUGCUUCCAAGAUCAUUGGCAAAUUGCACGAAGCUAGAAAUUUUGAAUCUGGGUCAUAAUUUCAUAGAAGAUGCUUUUCCAUUUUGGUUGGAGAACCUGCCCCAAUUGAAGGUUAUUGUCUUGCGAGAUAAUGAAUUCCAUGGUCCCAUAGAGCAACCAAGGAAGAGAUUAGCCUUCACCAAUUUACAUAUCAUUGACAUGUCUCACAAUGAAUUUACAGGCACUUUGCCAUCAAAAUUCUUUGAGAGCAUGCCUUCAAUGAUGGUGGAUGAUGAAGACAAAUCCUCCUUAAAUUAUAGAAAUUUUGAAUCUGAGUCAUAA